UAAACGGUAAAAAUGUUUCGACCAAAAAAAAGGUGUCGUUGUCUGAGUCUGAGCCACGUACUCACUCUCUGUUUCUCUCAAACAACAUCACAUGAUGACUUCAUCUCCCUACACUGUCUUCUUCACUCACCAAACUCUCUUUCUUCAACACCCGAGAGGUCUCCUUAUAGGAUCCGACCCGUUCUUCUCAAUCCCAACUUAUGAUGAAGCGGAGCAAGAAGAACCCGGAUGUGGGUGACCCGUUAUCCAACUCGGAUACUCGAACCGGGUCUAGCGAAUUGAAUGCGACGAAACCAAGUUUGAGCUCGAUGAAAUCGAUGGGUCUACUUCUGGCAGUUCUUAUGGUUGCUUCGGUUAUGUUUUCUCUGUCGGUGGUACUCAGAGACCCACCUUCAGAUGGUGUUGCGGAGGCUGACGCAGCUUCUAGGUUUCUUCAGAUCAGAUUGCACCCUCCGGGCAUCGAUUCAGAUGAUGGAUUAAGCGAAAAGAAGGAACAGCUCGGCGACAUUAAUCUUGUUGCGUCUAGUUUUGAUAAAGAAUCAUGCUUGAGCAGGUAUGAAGCGAGUUUAUAUAUAAAGGAAUCGCCUUUUAAGCAAUCCUCUUACCUGGAUUAUAGAUUGCAAAGAUACGAAGAUCUUCAUAGACAGUGUGGACCGUUCACUAGAUCCUAUAACUUAACACUGGACAAACUCAAGCCGGGAGACCAGUCUGAUGGUGGAGUCUCUGGUUGUAGAUAUGUCAUAUGGUUGAACUCUAAUGGUGAACUUGGGAAUAGGAUGCUGAGUCUAGCUUCAGCUUUUCUUUAUGCUCUCUUAACAAAUCGGGUUUUACUUGUCGAACCAGGAGUUGACAUGGCUGAUCUUUUCUGCGAGCCAUUUCCAAACACUUCUUGGUUUCUUCCCUUAGAGUUUCCACUCAAGAGCCGGUUCAAUGAACAGUCUCUACUUCGCGAAUCUGGCAACUCGAUGCUUGCAUAUCGCCAUGUUAAUUUCAGUGACCAACAAAAGCUUUUCUUUUGCGAGGAAAGUCAAGUUUUGUUGGAGGAAACCCCAUGGCUGAUCAUGAAAGCAGAUAGUUUCUUUCUCCCAUCUCUCUUCUCAAUCUCGUCAUUCAAGCAGGAACUUGAAAGGCUCUUCCCGGAAAAAGAAACGGCAUUUUACUUCUUGAGUCAGUAUCUCUUUCACCCAACUAAUGCUGUCUGGGGUCUCAUUACACGAUACUAUCGCACAUAUCUUGCUAGAGCUGAUCAAAGAAUAGGAAUCUAUAUUGAGGUCUCUGAGUCUGGAAAUGGUCAGUUCCAGUAUUUGGUAGAUCAGAUUCUAGCUUGUGGAACUAGAUAUAAGCUGCUUCCUGAAGUUGACAGACAGAGACACCUCCCUUCAAGCCAAGUUCUAAACCAAAAAUCAAAGGCAGUUUUUGUCUCAUCUUCUUCUCCAGGGUAUUUUGAGAGUAUCAGGGACAUCUAUUGGGAAAACCCAACAGUGAUAGGAGAGAUAAUCAGUGUUCACAAGCUGAGUCACAAGGACUACCAAAAAACCCCGAGGAACAUGGAGUAUAAGAGAGCAUGGGCUGAGAUAUACCUUCUGAGUUGUACUGAUGUGCUGGUGUCCACAAGCUCAUGGUCCUCACUCAUGGACGUGGCUCAUGGCCUUGGAGGGUUGACACCAUGGGUAUUGAACAAGGCUGAGAACGGGACUUCCCAUGAACCUUCCUGUGUGAGAGCAAGGUCAAUAGAGCCCCGUUCCCAAGUGACACUGUUCCAAAGCUGUAAAGAUUAAAAGAUGAAAUAGAGUCUCUAGGGCUCUUCUUGUGCCUUAACUAGAUCUUCAGGUCAAGAUUUUCAGAGUUUCUCAACAGACAUGUAAGGAAUAUUAGAAUUAACUUGAUAUAUUAUUUCAUGACUUGACGAGUUCUAUAUUCUUUCCAA
Camelina sativa (false flax) is the source of this 1927-nucleotide messenger RNA. The record is from RefSeq and is a predicted model, not a curated record. Lineage: Eukaryota; Viridiplantae; Streptophyta; Magnoliopsida; Brassicales; Brassicaceae.